GUCCAAACCUCAGUUUCAUUGUUUCAAAAAGAGAAUAGAAAGAUACUGUGUCAAAUAGUCAUAUAGUUUAUGUAUGUAUUCUCUACAAUUUUAAAGCCGAAAGAAUUACUCAACUUCUCUCUAUCGUUGUUCCGUAGAUCAUCCAACGUCUUCACCAGUCAACUAAUUGCGAUGGAAGGCAAGUCAGAACGCAAGAGUAAUGCUAAAGUCAGUGCACUGAGAGAAAUUGAAGUUGAUGUACAGAAACUCUGGGAAAAUGAGAAAGUAUUUGAGGAAGAUGCACCAGAGUUGAAUUCUGAGGAAGCUAAAAGGAAACACAAAUAUUUUGUUACCUUUCCUUAUCCAUACAUGAAUGGUUGCCUUCAUUUGGGACACACAUACUCUUUAUCAAAGUGUGAGUUUGCAGUGGGCUAUGAACGCAUGCAAGGCAAAGCAUGUCUAUUUCCCUUUGGGUUUCAUUGUACUGGUAUGCCAAUAAAGGCGUGUGCUGAUAAACUCAAACGUGAGAUUUCUGACUUUGGAUGUCCUCCCCAGUUCCCUGAGGAAACACAGGCAGCAGAAGAAAAACAGGUAAAAAGCAAGGUGGCUGCGAAAAGUGGAACAGCCAGCUACCAAUGGCAAAUCAUGCAAAAUAUGGGUUUAGCUGACGAAAAUAUCAAAGCAUUCUCAGAAUCUGAACAUUGGCUAAGAUAUUUUCCUCCAGUGGCUAUGAGAGAUUUACGGAGCAUGGGAGUAAAGGUUGAUUGGAGGCGCUCUUUUAUCACAACUGAUGCGAAUCCAUAUUAUGACUCAUUUGUAAGAUGGCAUUUUUUAACCCUAAAGGACAGAGGAAAAGUCAAAUUUGGUAAAAGGUAUACAAUAUUUUCUCCCAAAGAUAAUCAACCGUGUAUGGAUCAUGAUCGACUAAGUGGAGAAGGUGUUGGUCCUCAAGAGUAUACAAUUAUUAAAAUGAAAGUUUUAGAACCUUACAAAGGAAAGCUUAGCACUCUGCCUGGGAGAGAGAUAUAUUUGGUUGCGGCUACAUUACGUCCAGAAACAAUGUAUGGUCAAACCAACUGCUUUGUUAGACCUGACAUGCAGUAUAUAGCCUUUGAAACGGUUAAUAAAGAGAUAUUCGUUUGUACGAGAAGAGCGGCGCAAAAUAUGUCGUAUCAGGGAUUCACUGCUGAAGAUGGCAAAUAUGAUGUUUUGUUGGAACUGACUGGACAGGAUAUCAUGGGAAUCCCAUUAAAAGCUCCAUUAACAUCUUACCCCGUCAUCUAUACCUUGCCUAUGCUUAAUAUCAAAGAAGAUAAAGGUACUGGGGUUGUAACGUCCGUUCCAUCAGAUUCCCCUGAUGAUUUUGCUGCUUUAAGAGAUCUCAAAUCUAAAGAGCCAUUCCGCAAGAAGUAUAACUUGACAGAUGAAAUGGUCCUACCCUUCGAUCCAGUGCCUAUCAUUGAGGUCCCAGAUUAUGGAAACCUUGCUGCAGUGAAGGUUUGUGAAAUCAUGAAAAUAAAGAGUCAAAAUGAAAGAGAUCGACUUGAAGAAGCGAAACAACUCACAUAUAAGAAAGGAUUUUACGAAGGAAUCAUGUUAGUUGGAGAUUUUAAAGGUCGUCUCGUUCAAGAUGCGAAAAAACUUGUCCAAAGCCAAAUAAUUGAACAGGGCGAGGCGGUUACUUACAUGGAACCAGAGAAAACAAUCAUAUCUCGAUCUGGUGAUCGCUGUGUUGUUGCAUUAUGUGACCAGUGGUACUUGGAUUAUGGCGAUCCAGAAUGGAAAGAACAAGCCGGGGGAGCUUUGAAACGAUUGAAUACAUAUGCCGAGGAGAGUCGGAGAAAUUUUGAAGCGACUCUUGAUUGGUUACAUGAACAUGCAUGUUCACGAUCGUAUGGUUUAGGUACCAAACUACCAUGGGAUGAACAAUAUCUGAUAGAGUCAUUAUCAGAUUCAACAAUAUACAUGGCUUUUUACACCGUUGCCUAUCUUCUUCAAGGAGGUGUAUUAGAUGGUUCAGUUCCCGGUCCGCUAAAUAUCAAGCCGGAACAAAUGACGAGAGAAGUGUGGGAUUAUAUUUUCUUUAACAAUGCACCGAAACCGACCACAGAUAUUCCGGCAGAGGCUUUGACAAAGCUUCGUCAAGAAUUUCAUUACUGGUAUCCAGUGGAUGUCCGUGUAUCUGGAAAGGAUUUGAUUCCUAAUCAUUUAACAUACUUCUUAUACAAUCAUUGCGCUGUGUGGCAAGAUGAACCAGAAAGAUGGCCAGUUAGUGUGAGGGCAAAUGGACAUAUAUUGCUCAACUCGGAAAAGAUGUCCAAAUCCACUGGUAACUUCUUGACUUUGGAACAAGCUGUUGAAAAAUUCUCAGCAGAUGGUUUGCGUUUGGCUUUAGCUGAUGCUGGGGAUACGAUUGAAGAUGCGAACUUUGUUGAGAAAAUGGCAGAUGGUGGUAUUUUAAAACUCUACACACUCUUAGAAUGGGUCAAGGAAAUGAUUGAAACCAAAGAUACACUAAGACGUGGCCCAAAAGAGUCUUUCCAGGAUCUCGUUUUCGUCAAUGAAAUCAACUAUGCCAUAACUAAAUCAAAAGAGAACUACGAGAACAUGCUGUACAGAGAAGUUGUUAAAUCAGCUUUCUUUGAGUUUCAAGCAGCUCGAGAUCGAUAUCGAGAAAUGGCCACGGAGGGAAUGCACCAUGAUCUUGUGUUUAGGUUUAUUGAAGUACAAGUUUUGUUGUUAGCACCAAUAUGCCCGCAUAUUUGUGAACAUAUCUGGAAAUUGAUAGGAAAUGAAAAAAGUAUAAUGUAUGCUUCCUGGCCUCAACAUGAUGGUAUAGAUGAGUCAUAUUUAAAAGCAUCCUCAUAUAUUGCCGAUUCAGCACAUGAAUUCCGUUUAAGAAUCAAAUCUAUGAUAUCAGCGAAAGGAAAAAAGAAUACAACACCAGUUGUUCAACCUACAAAGGGAGUAAUUUAUGUCGCUGAUUCGUUUCCACCUUGGCAGGAACUGGUUUUAAAGAAACUUAAAGAAAUGUACGAGUCAAAUAAUAAUUCAUUUCCAGAUAACAGAGAUAUCGUCAAGGCAAUGAAAGAUAUUCCUGAGGUGCAAAAAUAUAUGAAGAAGCUGAUGCCAUUUGUUCAAAAUUACAAGAGCAAAGUUGAGAAGCAAGGAAUCGAAGCUCUAGAUACAACAUUAAGUUUUGAUGAAAUACAAGUGAUAAAUGCAAAUAUUGAAUAUCUCACUAAAUCUCUUGGGCUUUGUUCCAUAGAAGUUAAAUUGGCUGUGGAAGGCGAUGUCAAAAUCAGAGAAGAAUGUCUUCCAGGAAAACCUUACUCUGUAUUUAAAUGCUAAAAAUAGGUCAUGAAAUAACCUUGGUUCAAACAAACAAUAAACUUUGAUGUUGUUAACUAUAUAUGUUGAACAUCAUUUUAAAUAAACUGCAAUAAAUUUC
Messenger RNA from Dendronephthya gigantea, 3430 nucleotides. RefSeq names its product leucine--tRNA ligase, cytoplasmic-like. Gene Ontology annotation, molecular function: leucine-tRNA ligase activity; ATP binding; aminoacyl-tRNA deacylase activity. Gene Ontology annotation, biological process: leucyl-tRNA aminoacylation. The coding region runs from base 70 to 3330 and encodes 1086 amino acids. The transcript is spliced from 33 exons. The record is from RefSeq and is a predicted model, not a curated record. NCBI's taxonomy places the organism in Eukaryota, Metazoa, Cnidaria, Anthozoa, Malacalcyonacea, Nephtheidae.